This is a messenger RNA of Anopheles maculipalpis, 772 nucleotides long. RefSeq lists its product as uncharacterized. Bases 1 to 768 code for a protein of 255 amino acids. The transcript has a single exon. NCBI's taxonomy places the organism in Eukaryota, Metazoa, Arthropoda, Insecta, Diptera, Culicidae. The record is from RefSeq and is a predicted model, not a curated record.
AUGGAACAACAGCUACAAACCUCUUCAUCCACCGAGUUUGAAGCACUCUCGGAUCAGCUGGCCGAGCUAGAGGAACAUCUACUAACAAUAGCCGAAUCCGACCGGGUUUUAGCUGCCCUAGAAGCCAAAAUCGCUGUACGAAAGCUAAAAACUGGCAACCGAGCACCCGUUGCGCCACUUCCAUUCGCCCACUUCAAGGCCUUCUGUCUCGAUUGCGUACGGAAGUGUGAAACCGCCACGGAGAAGGUUCGCUUCGAGACGCGUGCCAUCGAGCGUCAGUGCCGCGACCAUUGUGCCCUGAUCGAGCAAAAGCGUCAAAGCGUUGGAAACGAUGCACUGCGGGUACAUCUCGAGAGCUUCGCGAUCGAGCGGCUCGUUGGUGAGCGUGACUUGCGGGCCGCACAGCACACCGAUUACGAGCUGCGUCGGCUCGGUGCGGAAGUGAAGCGUGAGAUGCUGAUGGAAAAGUUGGUACUGUACGAAACUGGCCAACAGCAUGGUCGAUUGCGCGACAGUGUGAACCAGUGGAGCAACAAGCUCACAGAAGUGCAGAACAAAAUUGAACGUACCGAUCGGGAGAUAGAAUUGCUGGAGCGUCAGAAUGAAGCAUUACGUGCCAAGCUGCGCCAAUAUCGUGUACCAAACGUGCAGGAGAUGGCAAACCGUGUGGAGGAGUUGCGCCAGCUGCAGGCUCAACUUUUUCGGCGGGUAAAGCGAGGCAUAUUGGAUGGCUCGAUUGCAGUUCCCGUAGGCAAAGUAGAAGAAUAGCAGC